GAGCCACCCUCUCAAAGGCACCCUCGCUCUCAGACUCCUUCUCCCACUCUCCCAGAAAUUCCAGCAGCGGAACUUGAUCUCACUCUUUCGUUUGACACGAUCUUGGGUUUUUCCAAAUUUUCAGAGCCACAUGCCGAGAAAGUUCAGAAGCGUGCAAGUAACGUGAUGAAACUGACACAGGAGAACGAGAAGUUGAAAGAAGAGUUGAAAGCAAUGACUGCUCGGUUAGAAGCCGCUGAACGCAAACGUCAGGAGUUAGCUAGCAGAUUCCAGCAACAACCCGGUCGGUCAUGA
Suillus paluster is the source of this 294-nucleotide messenger RNA. RefSeq lists its product as uncharacterized. The record is from RefSeq and is a predicted model, not a curated record. The transcript has 2 exons. NCBI's taxonomy places the organism in Eukaryota, Fungi, Basidiomycota, Agaricomycetes, Boletales, Suillaceae. The annotation marks the transcript as partial.